GUAAGUUGGUUAUUAAUAAAAUCGAGAUUAAUUAAAUAAAGAAUGAUAAAAUGCCGGCUGAAGAAAUUAAUUCUAAAAUGUCUACGUAAGAUUCUACAAAGAAAAUUAUAUAAAAGAUAGAAAUCAUAAUGAUAACUAAUAAAAAUUCGUGAUGAAAAGAACGAAAUAUUUAAUAAUUUAACAAAAACAUAAUAAAAAGGAAAAGAAUACACACACGAAUAAAAACUUACGGACAAAUACUAUCCAGAGCUAUGAAAACAUUUCUGUUUUUUCGAUACAUUUAACGCAAGUGUUUUAAAUUGAUACUUCAUAUAACCAAAUUUAUAAUCAUUAAAAAAGAUUUAGCGGAAUGGUAAAUAUAUGCGUUAUUGAUAAAAUUAGUAUAUAAGAGAGAUGACGUUGAAGACCGUCAAAAUACUUUAAAAGGGGUUUUUGAUUAAAAUCAACGGAAUCAUGGCACGACGUACUUUCUUAACAGUCUUAUUGGCAUCUACCAUCUUGGCAUAUGUACAGACUAAUCCCGUAUCGGGCAACGUUCUAAACACAGUAAUUAUACCGAAUCAAUUACUCGAGCCCGAAAUAUCUGUAUUCCAAAAUAAUUUAAAAGAAACAUGGACAAACGUGAAGAAUACGAUACAAGAAAAAAUCAAGGAAUUGGUUGAGGAUUCCUCAAUCAGCAAUGACUUCUUAAAUACUGUCGAAACGUUGAUUCAUAAACUCAAACUAACGAUUGAAGAAAGUAUUGAAGGUAGUGAUAAACUUAAGGAUCCCGAACCAUCUAAAAAUGAACUAGUGUAUAGUUGGGUGGAACAUCAGAAAACAUUUGAGGAACAAUAUGAAGAAAUGAAAAAUUCAAAUGUGCAAGCGAUCAGUGAUGAAAUUAAAAAUGCAAUAAAAAAAACAAAAGCAGCUAUACAAAUCGCUAUAGAUAUUGUUCGCGCGCGAAUAGAAAAUAUUGAAAAGAACAACGAUAAGGAAAUAGUAAUACAAUAUGAUGACGAUGGUCUUAAAAUUAACGACAAGGUAUGGCAAAGUUGGAACGAAUUCAAGAACCAGCUUAAGGAAAAAAUAUUGAAUAAUCCUAAAGUAAAAGAUAUUGUUGAGAAAACUAACAAGAUGAUAGAAAAAAUUAAAGAUGACCUGGAAAAUAUUAUUGACGCUAUUGACAAAACCAGAUAUUUUGAAGAGAAAAAGGACGAUUUCGCGAAUUACAGUUGGAAAGAAAGAUCAAAGAAAACUUUGGAGAACUUAAAGAAGAAACUUGAAGACAACUUGAAGGAUAAUUUGAACAAACCCAAAGUACAAGCAAUCAUCAAGAAAACUAAUAAAACGAUCGAAAAUACUAAAGAUACCAUCAAGAAAAUUAUAGAGUCUAUUAGAAACAGCAUCGACAAAAAUCCCAAGCAACCAGAAAAUCCUGAAAAUGAAGAAGAAUUAAAAGAUGGCAGAAUGGAAGAUCUUGAAUCUGAUGUUUUUGGAAAAACAGUAAAGGAAGGUUGGAAUGACUUCAAGAAACAUAUUGACGAUAAAUUCAAGAAAAUUUUGAACAAUCUUGAGGUAAAAGAAAUCUUCGAGGCUUUAAAAAAAGAAAUCAAAAAGAGGUUUCCGAACCAACUAGAAAAUCUUGAAAAUUAUGAAUUUGAUGUUUUUGGAAAAACAGUAAAGGAAGCUUGGAAUGGCUUCAAGAAACAGGUUGACGAUAAAUUGAAGAAAAUUUUGAACAAUCCUGAGGUAAAGGAAAUCUUCGAGGCUUUAAAAAAAGAAAUCAAAAAGAGGUUUCCGAAGCAACUAGAAAAUCUUGAAAAUUAUGAAUUUGAUGUUUUUGGAAAAACAGUAAAGGAAGCUUGGAAUGGCUUCAAGAAACAGGUUGACGAUAAAUUGAAGAAAAUUUUGAACAAUCCUGAGGUAAAAGAAAUCUUCGAGGCUUUAAAAAAAGAAAUCACAAAGAGGUUUCCCAAGCAACUAGAAAAUCUUGAAAAUGAAGAAGAAUUAAAAGAUGGCAGAAUAGAAGAUCUUGAAUUUGAUGUUUUUGGAAAAUCAGUAAAGGAAACUUGGAAUGACUUCAAGAAAGAUUUUAACGAUAAAUUGAAGAAAUUGUUGAACAAUCCGAAAAUAAAGGAAAUUAUUGAGGAAGGUGAAAAGGUAGUCACACAAGAAUUGGAAUGUGUUUAA
Molecule: messenger RNA, 2172 nt
Organism: Vespa mandarinia (Asian giant hornet)
Lineage: Eukaryota; Metazoa; Arthropoda; Insecta; Hymenoptera; Vespidae
Source: RefSeq, a predicted model, not a curated record